ACUUUGUAUCAUCGGAAGAACGUACAAGACUGGCCCUAGAGUAUCUACAAGAUUCUCUCGAAAUGCCCUUUUUUUCAAGACUUGAGGAAAUACGUAAUAUUGCAAGAAUUAAUUUUGCACUCCUAAAUAUAUUGGAAUUUGAUGAGGACGCAUAUAAAGUGGCCAAAAAAACUGUUGAAGAAGUUCGAAAAUCUGUAGGAGAAAAUUAUCAAUUUGUUAGCAAAGCUAAAUUACGCUUAGAAGUAUUGGAGGAUUUCUUGUGGAUAAUUAGUGGUGAAGAUAUGUCUGAUACAUCUCUUUUCAACACAUUUCCUGACGAAAUGAAGCCAGAUUCGGAAUUGGAUGAUAAAUAUAUUAAUUACUUGAACAACCAACAGUCUUUUAACCAAAAUAAAUAUUAUGAAGCUGUUCGUUUUGAAUAUUUGGCUGAAAAAGAAGCGAAAAUUAACAAGUUAAACAGUUUACGUCAUUGGCAAUCUGCUCAAGAAAAUUACAAUAUUGCACGUGAAAUAGACCCGAAUAAUUCGAUUUAUUCCAUCGGAUAUGCAAAAUGCCUAUUAAAAUUAUCUAAAUAUACUCAAGUUAUCAAGCUUUCUAAUACAUGUAAAGAAUUAAAUUCUUCAUCAGAAUACUGGUAUUUUCGUAGUGUAGCUUAUUUUAAACAAAAAAAAUAUAUAGAUGCUAUGCUAUGUAAUUCUGAGGCAUUAAAAUUGGAUCCUGGAAAUGAUUCAGCUAGUAAACAUAGAGAACUUGUCAAAAAAUUAAAUGUAGAUAAUAUAGUUGAACACCACAUUGACCGCUAUAAAAAAGAGUUAAUAUAUGAAACAGAUUAUUUGAAAAAUUCUCAUAAUAAUGAGCGUACUGUCUACAAUAUUCUAUCAAUUGAUGGCGGAGGAAUACGCGGGGUAUUGCCUGCUUUAUGGCUUAGCGAAAUAGAAUAUCGCACUCAUAGACCCAUUUCUCACUUAUUUAAUAUGAUUGCUGGGACAUCGACUGGUGGAGUCAUUGCUGCCGGACUAUCGGCACCACAGUUCAAACCUAUCAACUAG
Messenger RNA from Racocetra persica, 1049 nucleotides. Lineage: Eukaryota; Fungi; Glomeromycota; Glomeromycetes; Diversisporales; Gigasporaceae. The record is from the annotation of a GenBank genome assembly.